Messenger RNA from Solanum lycopersicum (tomato), 610 nucleotides. The record is from RefSeq and is a predicted model, not a curated record. NCBI's taxonomy places the organism in Eukaryota, Viridiplantae, Streptophyta, Magnoliopsida, Solanales, Solanaceae.
UGGAGUUGCUCAAAGACUACGAUAUGACUAUUCUUUAUCACCCAAGCAAAGCAAAUGUUGUAGCAGAUGCCUUGAGUCAGAAGGCGGUAAGUAUGGAUAGUCUAGACAUGUUACAGGUUGGCGAGCUUCCUUUAGCUAGGGAUGUCCAAUCCCUGGCCAAUAGCUUUGUGAGACUUGAUAGUUCAGAAUCUGGUAAGGUGUUUGCUUAUAUGGAGGCUAGGUCAUCCUUGUUGGAGCAGAUUCGGGCUCAACAGUUUGAUGAUGGUGAUUUAUGUAAGAUUAGGGAUAAGGUUUUAAACGGAGAAGCCAAGGCUGCAUUUCUUGAUAGUGAGGGAGUUUUGAGGAUUAAGGGUCGUAUAUGUGUUCCUCGUACAGGUGAUUUGACUAGAUUGAUCAUGGAGGAGGCUCAUAGUUCAAGGUACUCUAUUCAUCCGGGGGCUACUAAGAUGUAUCGUUACUUGAAGCAACACUAUUGGUGGUGUCGUAUGAAGAGGGACAUAGUAGAUUUUGUAUCUCGAUGUUUGAAUUGUCAGCAAGUGAAGUAUGAACACCAAAAGCCUGGAGGUAUGACUUAGAGGAUGCCCAUACCUGAGUGGAAGUGGGAGCGCAU